Notolabrus celidotus (New Zealand spotty) is the source of this 869-nucleotide messenger RNA. It is a transcript of the gene fth1b, whose product is annotated as ferritin, heavy polypeptide 1b. Bases 315 to 848 code for a protein of 177 amino acids. The transcript is spliced from 5 exons. Gene Ontology annotation, biological process: iron ion transport; intracellular iron ion homeostasis. The record is from RefSeq and is a predicted model, not a curated record. Gene Ontology annotation, molecular function: ferrous iron binding; ferric iron binding. Lineage: Eukaryota; Metazoa; Chordata; Actinopteri; Labriformes; Labridae. Gene Ontology annotation, cellular component: cytoplasm.
AUGGAUUAACUCAUGUUGAGCCACGGUGUGUACAAAAACAACAGAGGAUAAUGAAGUGUCACGUGCUUCAAAAAUGUGUAAAAAAUGUGACAUCUUUUGAAACAAUACUUCCCCUUUAAACGUAUCCACGAGGAACAGUGACAUCCACACGUUCUCAUCCCUCCCCAGUAAACUCAUCCCUGCAGGUAUGCACCUGAUCCGGACGUGGCUGCAGCUCCGUUGGCAGUCCGCUUCCAGCUGUUGGGCACAUCACUCUGCUAAUAUCGGCUUGAGAUCCUUUGUUUCCAUAGAGAGACUGAGGCCGACAAACCAAAAUGAGUUCGCAAAUCCGUCAAAACUUCCACCAGGAAUGCGAGGCUGCCAUCAACAGACAGAUAAACCUGGAGCUCUACGCCUCUUAUGUUUACCUCUCAAUGGCUUACUAUUUCGAUAGGGAUGACAAAUCUCUGCCACGUUUUUCACAGUUCUUUGAUGCACAGUCUAAAGAAGAGCGGGAGCAUGCAGAGAAGCUCAUGGGUCUACAGAACAAGCGAGGAGGAAGAAUAUUUCUGCAGGACAUUAGGAAACCUGAUAGAGAUGAGUGGGGCAGCGGCCUGGAGGCUUUGGAGUGUGCCUUGCAGCUUGAGAAAACUGUAAACCAAUCCCUGCUUGACCUGCAGAAAAUGGCAACGGAACACAACGAUCCUCAUACGUGUGACUUCAUAGAAAAACAUUUCCUGGACGAACAAGUCAAAUCCAUCAAACAGCUGGCUGACUGGAUAUCCAAUUUGCGUCGCAUGGGGGCUCCUCAGAGUGGCAUGGCUGAGUACCUGUUUGACAAACUCACUGUGGCUGAAGAGGGAAGUUAAACUAAACUGUGAUGUUGAUGA